AUGUUCUCAACCAACCGCAAUCGCGCGCCGCGAGCGAGGCGGUCGCCGACGCCCUCUGGUGGCCAGGGCCCUGUCAGGAAGGACUCUGGUGGGCCGCCGCCGUCGAGGUCGCCGUCGCCUGGUGCCCAGAACCCCUCGAAACCCCUGUACCUCUGCACACCCUUCGCUGACGCUGCCCUCGUCAAGGGCAACUUCAAGACGAUCGUCAUGCUCCCCAAGUACACCGACAUCAUGGAGUGGGUCGCUGUGAACAUUUUCGACUUUUAUACCAACCUGAACGAGUUUUAUGGUGUUAUUGCGGAGACGUGCACGCAGCACUCGUGUCCGACGAUGAGUGGUGGCCCCUCAUUAAACUACGUGUGGACACACCAAGGAGGAAAGCAAGCAAACCUGCCCGCACCUACAUACAUCGACUACGUGAUGACGUCCAUCCAGAACCUCAUCGACGACGAAAACAUCUUCCCCACAAAAUCAAACCAAGCAUUCCACCCCUCCUUCCCCGCAACGGUCAGGACGGUGUACCGCCAGCUUCUGCGCGUCUUUGCGCACAUCUAUCACGCGCACUACCCGCAGAUCCUGCACCUGCGCUCCGAGCCGCACUUCAACUCGCUCUUCGCGCACUUCCUCGCGUUCGGGCGCGAGUACGAGCUGCUCGAGGUGCGCGAUAUCAAGGGCGAGCCGAACGCACCCGUUGGCGUCGGCCUCCUUUGGGAGCGGUGGAAGGAGAAGGGCAUCUUGGAGAGCUGA
This is a messenger RNA of Psilocybe cubensis, 747 nucleotides long. RefSeq lists its product as uncharacterized. Lineage: Eukaryota; Fungi; Basidiomycota; Agaricomycetes; Agaricales; Agrocybaceae. The coding region runs from base 1 to 747 and encodes 248 amino acids. Gene Ontology annotation, biological process: cell division; signal transduction; positive regulation of protein phosphorylation. Gene Ontology annotation, cellular component: nucleus; cytoplasm. The record is from RefSeq and is a predicted model, not a curated record. The transcript has 4 exons. Gene Ontology annotation, molecular function: protein kinase activator activity.